GGAGCCGCUUCCUCGAUUGACGUGAAUUUGGAAAGCAAAGCAGACUCCCUGAUCGAGUAAACUAGUAAGCUGGCUAUAGCCAUAACGCCGAGUGUCACUGUGAUUUUUUUGGGUACCAGUUGUCGGGGGGAAAAAAAAAAAAACUUUCCCGUCGAUUUAGCUCUGUGAUACAAAGGAGAGAGUAGUGCGAAUGAUGUGCUUAUAUUCUUGAUAGUCGCUUUAUUGGCGAUCCCGCAGAGUUGAUAAUGCUUAAAAUGAAGCUGCCCGGGAGAACGGCGGAGGAAGGAGCGGGGAACGCGGCCGAGAACGUGCAGGAUGUGACCGGCGGUGGUCUGCACAUCCCCGGGUCCGCUCCGCACACGCCUUCCAACAGGUCGGAGGACGCCGCACGAAGGCUGGCAUGCCCCUUGCUCCAGCUGGAUAAGGAGGCGGUCUUCGAGUGGUUCGGCUUGCACCUGAGUCCAGCCAGGCGGAUCGAGUUCAUGUGCGGUCUGCUGCACAUGUGCCAGCCGCUGGAACUCCGAUUCUUGGGCUCUUGUCUGGAGGACCUGGCGCGGAAGGACUUUCACGUCCUCCGGGACUUCGAGAUCAGGGCGAACAGCCUGGGCGAGCUGGGCCUCCUGGCGGACAUCGGCGACCCGGUGGUGCGCUCCAAGCUGCUGGUCUCCCUCUCCCUCUUGGGAUCUGAGAACCGGGAGUGCGCCGGGAUACUCUUUCGCAUUUUGAGCCAUGUGGAUGCGGCGCUGAGCUGCAAAAGCUACGGCCUCACCGUGCCGUCCUGCCGGGACUCCCAGCAUUCCCACAUUCGUCCUUCGUGCGACGACGGCAGCGGCGCCGACUCGGGCAGAGCGGAGCCCUGCUGCGGGCCUAAGCCGGAGGCGGGGUACGGUGCUCCGGAGCAGCUGGCGCUGCUUUUUACCAUGGCCUCCCUGCACCCGGCGUUCCCGUUUCACCAGAGGGAGACUAUCAGGGUUCAGCUGGAUAAAGUGGAGAAAGUGAUGGAAGAGGAGCGGAGAGACCGCCAGCAGGGUGCCAACGCUCGGAAUAAGCUUCCAAAACGGGAUUACCUCUCCUCCGGCACUGAGACCAGAAUGACCAGUAGAGCUCAGUCACCCAGACCUGGCCAGCCUCCGGCAAGGAGCUACCAAAAAGAAGCCGUGUACAUCGAGAAGAUCGUGCUGAGGGGGGUGUCACGCGGCAGGACCGAGAGGGAGUACAGCUUUGUGUUGAAGUGGUCUGACUCCACAUCAAGCAACGUAACGAAAACUCAUCUUGAACUGGAGAACUUCUUGUUAAAGCUUCCAAAGGAGCAGGCUGUGGACUCCUUUGAGAAGGCCAUCUUGAGGUUACUCAGCCAGGGGGACGCGCUGGAGGGCAGGGAGCUGGAGGGGACACUGAGGGAGAGGUUCCUGUCCACGCCGCCUGCUUUUCGGAAGUCUGCCAAGGUCUGUAGCUUCUUUCUGACGGACUCGUCCAGUCCAGGCUGCAGCCACUGUACAGCGCCCUCCCUGGGGAAGCCUGCUACAGCAGGCGAGCACUUCGUGGAGGACGGUUCCGAGGCCUCGAGCCAGGAGGAAGGUGCGCACAUGGAGUCUUUCAUUCUUGGGUACCGCAAGAAGCCUGGAAGCAAGAGCCCGGGCCUGGGCCUCCAGGGUGUAAGGAGCCCACAGACUGACAGUCGGAGGCCCCCCCACCCAGAGCUGAAUGGAGUGACAGACUGGAUGAGGAAGAAUCCUGUGCAGAAGUCUGGCCCGGAUCCCUGUGGGGCGGGACCACAGAAGCACCCCGGCGAUGAGAAACGAGCCGGGCCACCAGCCAACAAGAGCAAAGUGAGAGCUUCGGCAGCAGACCGGGAGAAGCUGAAGAAGCCAGAGGCCAAGGCGGCCUCUGCCUCUAAUGGGGUGGGCAGACUGGGCCCUCCGCAGCUCACGCGGCAGCCGGGCGGAAAAGGGCUGGGCCCAGAUGCCUAUGGGGAGACGUCCUCGGAGAGCUACAGCUCCCCCUCCAGUCCGCAGCAUGAUGGGCGGGAGAGCCUGGAGAGCGAGGACGAGAAGGACAGAGAAACGGACAGUAACUCCGACGACUCCAGUAAAGGCAGAGCAGACAGCAUCCUGCUCGGCAAGCCUGUAGGGGGCGCCGUCGUGGCCACCGUGCGACCCAUGCCGCCCGGAGCGCAGCGGGAUGGGCCCCCGGCUCCUCCCGAGCUCCCCCCGAUGGCCUUCAUGCAGCCUGUGGCAUUUGUGGUGCCGAACGGCACCAGCAGGACAGAGAAGCCAGCCGGGGGUGUGAUGCUGCCGCUGCCCGCCGCCUUCCGCGAGCCCCUCCCCACGGGGCCCCUAGGGGACGUCGAGAAGCUUCCGCCGGCACCCCCCUCGCAGCUGGGCCUGCUGCCCCCCAUCAGCCCGGUCAACCAGCCCCUGGUUCAGCGCUUCAAGACUGCCCCCAUCCCCAGCCCCGCUCCUGGCCCUCCCAUCUCUGAUGGCGGGGCCUCCGCCACAGUGCACCAGCCACCAAUGGGCGCCAUCAGCGUGAUCCCGCCCAGCCCCGCCUACGUGUCCCCCCUGCAGGCAGCCUUCCCCAGCACCGAGCCUUCCCUGCCGGAGCCCCAUCACAAAGCCCCAGGGAUGUCUCUGCCGUCCGCCCUGCCCUCGCCCUACAGCCUCGCCACCCCCACGCUGACCGGGCCCCCCGCUUCCUUCGGCACCUCCACGCCAGGCCAGUCGCAGGCCGCCGCGGUGCCCACGCAUGUUCCUGGCCCCGCCCCCACGCCGAGCCCCGCCCUGACGCACAGCACCGCCCAGAGUGACGGCACCUCCUUCAUCAACGGCCCCGCCCCUCAGCAGCCGCAGCCCGGCCCUCCUCAGCCAGCGGGCUGCGGUGCCUGCGGCUGCCGCGGCAGCUGCGGAAACAUGCACCCGCCCAGCUACUGCUAUGCACCCCAGAUGGCGCAGCAGGCAUUCAGCAUGCAGCCCUUCCUGCACCUGACGUCGCUCUGCGGCGGUGGGGGCGGUGCCUACCUCAGCCAGGGGGCCGGGAGCUCCGGCGCCACCCAGCUGCCCUUCUUCCCAGCGGCGCCCUCGCCCUACGGCAGCAGGCUGCCACUGUACACAUCCUCCGAGCCCGUGCUGGGGGCCCAGGCCGGCUACGGCCUGCAGCACCUGGCCGCCUUCGGCCGCAUUUACCAGCCGCUCUUCCCGUCGGUGGGAUUGCUGCCCGGCCUGAAGAAGGGCACCGGCGCGUCCUGCUACAACUGUGGGGUCAGUGGGCACUAUGCACAGGAUUGCAAACAGCCCUCCAUUGACGCAGCGCAGCAAGGUAAUGUUACCACAGUCAGGGGGAGGGACUGGAGAGGACCCCUACUAACCCUGCCGUUCCCCCCCAAGUGAGAAGAGCCUCCGAGCUGCCUCCCCCCCGCACAGUCAAUGCUUAGGUGCGCAAGGUUGACUUUUCCCUGCGGGGGGCGCCCUCCACCAGCCUACAAGACUUUAACAGGAGGAAGGGGCUGUACAGUGGUACAGCAGCACGCCCCCCCCACCCCCGUUGACGCCCAAACUGUGGGGUCUUUUUUCCCCCCUUCCUUUAUUUAUAUAUCUGAAAAGAACCCCGAGCUGAAGCGGUGUAACUGCGCGGGACUGGCUGUCUGUAGGCGCCCAUGUGGAGUUAGGGCCCGUAGAGCCUUCCGUUUUUGCCUCAUUUUUUUUUUCCAUUUUUCUCCUUCCUGCCAUGGUCUCUCCAUGUCUCCUGGCAUGUGAAGUGAUCCUCCCUCCCUCUCUGUCUUUCAGGUGGCUUUCGGCUGAAGAUCGUCGGCCCUCAUGCUUCAGACGGACUGGACAAAGCCGACUGAAGAGCACUGCAGCUCCAGUUCAGCCACAAAAAAAUAUUCCAGAGGCCUGUAGUUUUUAAGGGUCUGUUUUGUUUUUUGUUUUUUUUUUUUUAAAUCCUACCACCUUUUAGAAUGUGCUUUGGGGGAUUGGAGAACCUGUAAACAUUUUGUGCCUGAAACUCGCCUCUGCCAAGGUGAGAGGAAGCCCUCGCUGAAGGCGGACUCUCCUCCGCGGCCCCCGGGACUUUGCACUGAAGGCCGGCGAGUGACACCUGACACCUGUUUACAAAGUUAUUUUCUUAAAUUGUAAAAAUCACCAUGUCUCUUAAAGGAGUAUGAAGGCCUGGAGAUUUGAUCUUAUUCAGGGGGUGCAGGGGAAUUCUAUUAGGGUUUGGUUUGUGUGAGGGAGACUUUUAUCAUUGUAUAUGUCUGCUUCCUGUUCUCCGGUUCUUUCUGUAUGAACAACUGCAGUCUUUGUAUCUAUCGCUACAGGUCCGAUGUCAGCUCAUAGUUCAGACAGAUUUCAUUAACAUCUCAAUGCACAAUUUGCUUAUUAAAAAAAAAAAAAAGAAGAGAAAAACUCUAAAACAGAACCACGAAUGACUGUGUUGUAUCUGUGCCCUGUGCCUCUUGGAAAGAAUGGGUAUGUUAAAUUACAGAUGCGGAGCUGUUUGAAAGGUGGGAAUGCAAAGGAGGGAAGGAAAACUAUCAAGGACUGUUACAGCAGCUAAUUGUCUAAAAAUGCAACUUUUAUAUUUAUUUAAAGUACAAUGUGUAAAUGUUUAAGGAUAUGGUUUGUAUGGACUUCUUUGCAUACCGCACACAUGUCCUGUGUUCCGGAAUUUCUUUGGAAACAGUUUUGAAUGUACAAUGUUUUAUUUGAAUUUCAUACUUUUCUGGCAGUUUCUUGAUGUUACAAAGUAAUUGUUUCAAAAGCAUCUGCAACUUGAUAAAAUGUGAAGCGUAUAUUAAGGAGUUAAUCGUCAUGUGUACGUCACGUCAUUACGUUUAAUGCUGCUCUGUUGUAAUUGUCAAUAUGCACUAUAGCUACUUGGAGUUAAUCCCCUUGGUCCGUAAGUGCACUGAGGCAGCCCUGCUCGGUGUGGGGGCGCUGCUGCCUACCCACGUCGCCGUUAUGCAUUCAGUAUACCUUUUGGACAUUAUGCACUCCCGAUGUGGCCAGAAGAGGGCGUAGUUCAGAGGCGUCAUUGAUUUCCAUGCGAGCGUAUUUGCAGUGUCUGUGGCGAGCCGACCGUAGCCUCUGUUGUGGUCACCCUGGAUGCAAAUUAGAUUAUUAUUCUCUUUUUGUUGUUUUCUUUUCUUUUUCCCCCCCCAGCGGCUCUGUCCGGCAUGCUUCGUGUACUUAUGCACGUGUUCACAUAUGUUGAGGCACACACACUAAAGCAUAAGACACGUCCAGGCUGGAGAGGAUUUCUAAAAUUUGCAGGAACAUUCGAGAAGCACAUCUGUGUUUACUCUGUGGUGGGGAAUAUACACGUCCUGUUUGCUUGAUUCUAGCCAGUUCCAAGAAAAUGGGAUUUUCUUUUUUUUCUUUCUUGGAGGUCUCUGACCGAUUGUCGGAGAGAACUACUUUAUCGUUAGUUUCUUUAAAAUGGUGAAAAUGGUUUUUAAAGUAUUUCUUAACACUCCCGAGUUGCGCGUACAAGUCCUUCAUUUUGUAAUGGCGAAAACUAUGUCAUUUAUAUUGACGUAAAAUGAACAGUGGGGUGAUGUGGAAUUUAUUUUGAUUAAAAUCGCAGUAAUGCAUUAAAAAAUAAGGAAGAAUAAAUGUGGACUAGGUAUUUGAGCUGAGUGACCUACGUGAUUAUAUAGACUACAUCGGAACCUCCCGUUUGUUACAUUUCUACGAAGGAUUGAAAUGCUGUGUUACAAGGAGGGCAUAUUACCUCCAGUCUGUUUACUGUACUUUGAUAUUUAAAUGUUGUGUACUAACUAGUAAGGUAAAUAUUUCUAAAGCAAAGUUGACUUUUAUGCAAAUUGACCCCCUCCCCCAAGAUUUUUCAGCAAUAAAUAAAAUUUAUCACA
This is a messenger RNA of Paramormyrops kingsleyae, 5869 nucleotides long. RefSeq names its product zinc finger CCHC domain-containing protein 2-like. NCBI's taxonomy places the organism in Eukaryota, Metazoa, Chordata, Actinopteri, Osteoglossiformes, Mormyridae. The record is from RefSeq and is a predicted model, not a curated record. Gene Ontology annotation, molecular function: zinc ion binding; nucleic acid binding.